This is a messenger RNA of Cynoglossus semilaevis (tongue sole), 1724 nucleotides long. RefSeq names its product b(0,+)-type amino acid transporter 1-like. Bases 16 to 780 code for a protein of 254 amino acids. Gene Ontology annotation, cellular component: membrane. Gene Ontology annotation, molecular function: L-amino acid transmembrane transporter activity. The record is from RefSeq and is a predicted model, not a curated record. Gene Ontology annotation, biological process: amino acid transmembrane transport. The transcript has 6 exons. Lineage: Eukaryota; Metazoa; Chordata; Actinopteri; Pleuronectiformes; Cynoglossidae.
AAUGGCUGUUAAUAAAUGACUGGCCUAAACACAAGCUUGAUUGUACAAAUACAGGCUUUCCUUCAAAACAAGGUCAAUCUUCCUCGGGCUGUUAUCAUUGCUAUUUCUCUGGUGACUGGCUUGUAUCUGCUGGUGAACGUCAGCUACCUGACAGUCAUGACACCAAAGGAGCUCGUUUCCUCCAGUGCAGUAGCAGUCACAUGGGGAAAUAAGGUGCUGGGCAGCUGGGGUUGGAUCAUGUCUGUGGCUGCAGCAUUGUCCGCUUUUGGUUCACUGAACGGGACCUUCUUUAGUGGAGGCCGCGUUUGCUUUGUCGCCGCCAGGGAAGGACACAUGCCAGAUAUUCUAGCCAUGGCUCACAUUCACAGACUGACCCCAUCUCCAGCACUGAUCUUCACCACCAUUGUUUCUCUGGUGGUACUGAUACCCGGUGACUUUCAGACUAUCGUCAACUUUUUCAGUUUUACAGCCUGGAUUUUCUAUGGCAUCACCCUCGCUGGACUCCUCUACCUCAAGAUCAAGAAGCCAGAACUCCCUAGGCCAUACAAGGUUCCCAUUAUACUCCCGAUCCUGGUCCUCAUAGCAGCAGUAUUUCUUGUGCUGGCUCCCAUCGUAGAUAAUCCCCAGAUUGAAUACCUUUACGUGACUUUAUUCAUCUUGAGUGGAAUCCUUAUCUACAUCCCUUUCAUAUAUUACAAGCUAUGCCCCAACCUGUUGACAAAGUUGACAGUAUUCCUUCAGCUGUUUUUAGAAGUCUGCCCAGUUGACAAAAAUGUAUGAUUUCCAAGAGUUACUUCAACAGUUGUUUACAUUGAACUCAGACUUCAUCAGACUGUGGUAUGUCAGUAUUGACCAUUUCUUUCUUUGUAACACUGGCAGUAUGGUAUAAUAAAUCAGACACAGUUGACUCCGUGUUGUCAGGAUGUUCAGUUUGGAUAUAAAUGUAUACAUGUUACUGUAAUACAAACUCUGUAUCUGUAACCCUGAUGUAAAACGUAAUUCUCAGAAACUCUGUGAAGCUGCUACAAUUCAAUACCAUUGCAUUGUGGAAUUGGGCAGGGUUGCAUCUGUUAUUUCAUGACCUGCUGUAAUAAAGGAUUUGAAGGCUCUGCAAUAUCACCAUGGAAUUUGCCAAUCAUAUGCAGUUUCCUCAGAAAUGUGUUGUCAUAUACAAUUUGCUAUAGUUAGACUUCUCAUUUAUUAGUGUUUCCUUUCUUUUUCCAUCUUUUCUUGCAUCUUGCUGCCUCAUAUUACAUCUGUCUCUGUAUGGUAUACCUGGUUUUAGGCUUUAUGUCAGGACUGGAUCUAGCUCUUUGCCUCAACACUGCACAGAAUGAAUCAGUAGAUGGUGAAUAAAUAAAUAAAUCCAAAAAAUGUUUUUAAUUUUUUUUUUUAUUUAAAUGAUUGAAAUGAUUUGUUUCUCGUUAGUUUCCCUAAUGCCAUUGAUUUAUUUGACAUCCUUGAUUUUAAAUGUUUUCCAGAUUUCCCAGAUAUUUCUAACCGUUCUCAAACAGAAAUAAAUUCUACACAAAGUCUUAAAAUACUUCAUCAGCUUAAUUGUAUAUAAUAGCUUUGAAGAACUAAAAAAACAUGAGAUGCUGGCCAAAGUAUACAGUCAGAGUCAGUGCUUUUAGGGUAGUGUAGUAUCAGGGGACAAAAACAACCAGACCUACAGUAUAUACCAGUAUUUCCCAAACAUAUGGCAUGUUUUACAUUACAAAAAU